Molecule: messenger RNA, 762 nt
Organism: Echinococcus granulosus
Lineage: Eukaryota; Metazoa; Platyhelminthes; Cestoda; Cyclophyllidea; Taeniidae
Product: Actin-1
Exons: 1
Coding region: 1-762 (253 amino acids)
Source: RefSeq, a predicted model, not a curated record
AUGGCUCCCAAAUUUGACCGUGAGAGAACGACACAAAUCGCGUUUGAAAGUUUUAACGCCCCCGCGGCUUAUCUAUCCAAUCAGGCUGCAUUGGCACUCUAUGCCGCUGGCAAGACCACCGGACUCGUUUUAGACAUUGGACAUGGAGUCACACACACUAUUCCAGUUGUGGAAGGGAAUAACAUCUAUCCUGGGGUAUUUAGCAUAGACGUUGCAGGUGAAGAUUUGACAGAAUACCUUCAAAAGCUGACUGGACGAAGGGAUUAUUGUGAAUUGUUGAAGGAGAAGUUGUGUGAGGUAUCCCUAACUCCGGAGAAGAUGGAGUAUUCCCCAAUCAUGAAGUACACUCUUCCUGACGGUGAAGAAAUUGCAAUGGGAGGUGAAAGAUUCCAAUGUCCAGAGGUACUAUUCAAACCCAGCCUGUUGGAGAAAGAAGCAGGAUGUCUGGCAGUGCAAGAAGCAGUCUAUCAUUCAGUCCAACGCUGUGAUCGCGAUACGCGAAGAGAGAUGUACGCCAACAUCGUGUUGGCAGGUGGAUCAAGCAUGUUUCGUAACUUAAAGACCCGGUUGACUCGAGAGAUCAGCACGAUCGCACAGUCGUCCUUUAAAGUCAAUGUGAGUGCACCUCCUGAGGGUGGAAAAUAUUCUUCCUGGCUUGGAGGAUCUAUUCUCGCCUCGUUGUCCACAUUUCAGAAGAUGUGGAUUACGAAACAGGAGUAUAAUGAAUGGGGACCCAGCAUUGUUCAUCGAAAGUGCAAUUAG